AUGAUCUUCCGGCAGCACUCGCUGUCCGUUUUCCUGCGCGUCCUGGGAACAGCCCGAGGAUCAGUGAGCCUUCUGUCACGCAGCUGCUGUGGCACAGGCCCUUGCAUCUUUCUCCACAGAUCUUCGCCAGCCCACAGUCCGCAAAGAGUGGGCGGGACGCUGUUUGGACCGGGACCGAGUGAGGCCGGAGACCGGGAGCUGCGCCUCGGGUUUCGGCUGCACCACCGGCGGGUCGUGAAUCCUUUCGAAGGCAGAGCUGAAGCGACCGGCGGAGAUUCCGUGAGAUGUUUCAGCUGCACGGAGGGCGCCCGGCCUUUCCCCGCCGAGGAUCGGGGCCUGUUGUCUGGAGUUGUCUCCCAGACCCGUCCCUUCCUGCCCGGAGACGGGAGCUGCCCCGCAGCGGCUGCCGGUGGAUCUCCGGAGCUCUCACCGCUCCCCUGUGCAAUCCGAACGGCUGAAAACCAAGGGAGAACAAGGCGCAAAGGAGCUGGGGAAAAGCGAGAGAGUGCACAGAUAACCGGUAGUGAAGAGAUGGAGUUCGGAUCCCGACGAAGAACCCAAAACGGGUGGCAGGAUCGUGCGGACCGUGCAGAUGAAGAGGACACUUGGCUGAGGACAGAGAUGGGGUCUGCAGAAAGAGGGGACAUUGGACCUAUGAUUGUCGCACUGCAAUCACAGACAAGAAUAAUAAGGGGCAGGAAGAGAGCCCGAAUCACAGUGAUAAUCGAUAGAGUACCACAUUUACUCUCCGCAAUCCCUUUGGUCUCGGAUAGGGCAGGCCAGAGGGGACCGAUCACAGUGAUACUCGACAGAGUACCACAUUUACUCUCCACAAUCCCUUUGGUUGGAUAGUGCAGGCCAGAGGGGACGGAUCACAGUGAUACUCGACAGAGUACCACAUUUACUCUCCGCAAUCCCUUUGGUCCCUGAUAGUGCAGGCCAGAGGGGACGGAUGACAGUGAUACUCGACAGAGUACCUCAUUUACUCUCCACAAUCCCUUUGGUCCCGGAUAGGGCAGGCCAGAGGGGACGGAUCAGAGUGAUACUCGACAUAGUAACAGAUUUACACUCCACAAUCCCUUUGGUCCCGGAUAGGACAGGCCAGAGGGGACGGUGAUACAGGCGGCUCUGAUCAGGCUCACCACACAGGCAGUCUGUUAUCUCACUGCUGUAUUCAGGUCGAAGGUACAAGAGCCUCAGGACUCGCCCCACCAGGGUCAGGAACAGUUACUACCCCUCAACCAUCAGGCUGUGGAACAACACAGGAUAACUGCACUCACUUGUUCAUAGAGAUGCUCCCACAAAAAAUCAUCGUACUGGGACUGUCUCAAAAUGAGUGAAAUAUGAGGUGGUUUGACUGAGACAGAUCACAUUAGGGAUCCCUACUUCUCAUUUUCUGAAACACUCGGUUACCUUUGCCCCUCACUGUUUCUUGUCCUGUCAGAUUGAACAGGGAGCGCUGAGUCUAUCUGCUGCCGCUGCGGUUAUUUUUUUGCUUUGGCGAAGUUUGUUGUCUUCUGCACUCUGGUUGAUCUUUCAGUGAUCCAGAUAUAGUUACCGUUCUGCAGCUUUGCUCUGUAUGUUUGUAGGAGUUUUCUGUGGCGACUUAUAUGUACUCUGUUAGUUUUUAGAAUAGUCGCUUGGGGAAUCUGAGGUGGAGGAGUACUUGGGGCUUAUUUAAAAUUAGACAUAGAUAUUAUCCAAACAGUGUUUAUUUGAGAAGGGUUAAUUCUGAUAUUGAAACUAACUGCUCUUUUUGUGGUUUAUAUCCAGAGGAUUUAUUACAUCUGUUUUGGGAUUGUGAAUAUGUUCAACAUUUUGGGUUGAUGUUUGUCAAUUUAUGGAUCAAUAUAUUAAUGUGGAUUUUACUUUUUGAUUUCAAAAUGUCUUAUUUGGGUUUACUAGUAAUAUCAAAUCUCACAGGGAUCAUAUCUUUAUCAUAAAUCUUUUGUUAAUUUACAGCAAAUUUUAUAUCCAUAAAUGCAAAUAAAGCAAUAAGAAACCUUCAUUUAUAUUUUUACGUCAGACUGCAAUCUAUCCGAUUAUACUCUGAAAACUUCCCGUAACCAGAAACCUGUAAAGACUGGACAAAUCUGUCAAUGUUUUGUGUUAUCUCUGUAAAUGUUCCUGUUUUGUGACUCCUCUUAGAUACAGUCCCUUCUGUCCAACAGUAUUUAGAGCAGAUUUCCUUGUUUAUUUGUAUAUUUAAAGUUAAUAGUUAUAUAUUUGUUGCCGCUUUUGUGUGAUUCCCUGGCUUUGUUAGCAUAUGUUGAGUGUUUCUGUUUUUGUUUGUGUUCAAUAAAAAUUAAAAAAAAUUAAAAAAUAGUAAUAAUAAUUCUCUGACCCCCAUUCUUCACCACAGCCAAAGGAAACAUCAUUCCUGUCUCUACCCUGUCAAUGCCCUGUGAGACUGUUUCUCUCUCAGUCAGACGGCCUUUUAUUUCUCUAAUUUUGAGACAGGCCCGGUCAGUAUAAUCUCUCCGAGGACACUACCUCACCUCCUAAAUCAAUCUGGGAAAUCUCUUCAUUCCCUUCAUCCCACAGGCUGACUCCGGGAGGGAGACCAGACCUGAGCACAGUGUUCUAUGUACGCUCUCAUCAGGACCCCAUACACCUUCAGAGGAGAUCUUUAUUCUUGUAUUCAAACCUUCCUUCCCAUUCAAUGCUCUUCAUUUAAUAUCGAAAUGAAACAGAGAACAGACACAACACAGCCUCAGCCCUGAAUUUAAAGGGCAGGUGUUGCAACAGUUUGAGCUUCAUACCGGGGGCCACGGGGCAAGCAGGGUGUCACAAAGGGAGGAAUGUGGGAGUGUUGUUUGUCUGAGCCCAGCUGUGUGUGUUUGUGUAUCAGAAUCAGGUUUACUGCAUCUGUGCUGAAAUUUGUUCUUUUGUGUCUGCAGUACAAUGCAAUGUUUAGUAAUAACAACUACAGGUUACAAUUAGAAUGUGUAAAAUUAUAUUUAAAAUGUAGUGCAAAUAUACUGAGGAUAUAUACCGAAUAUACUGAGGAAGUGUUCAUGGGUU
Hypanus sabinus (Atlantic stingray) is the source of this 3024-nucleotide messenger RNA. RefSeq lists its product as uncharacterized. The record is from RefSeq and is a predicted model, not a curated record. Lineage: Eukaryota; Metazoa; Chordata; Chondrichthyes; Myliobatiformes; Dasyatidae. The transcript has 3 exons. The coding region runs from base 1 to 852 and encodes 283 amino acids.